Psammomys obesus (fat sand rat) is the source of this 3560-nucleotide messenger RNA. RefSeq names its product proline rich coiled-coil 1 (gene Prrc1). Lineage: Eukaryota; Metazoa; Chordata; Mammalia; Rodentia; Muridae. The transcript is spliced from 9 exons. The record is from RefSeq and is a predicted model, not a curated record. Gene Ontology annotation, molecular function: protein kinase A regulatory subunit binding. The coding region runs from base 163 to 1500 and encodes 445 amino acids. Gene Ontology annotation, cellular component: cytoplasm. Gene Ontology annotation, biological process: activation of protein kinase A activity.
GCCAUCUUGGCGCGGGGACUCACGCUCCUCCGGUCCUCCUCGUCCUCCGUGAGCCGCAUCCCCGCGCGGGACCCCCCCCCGACCCGGCCCCGAACCCCGAUCCGCGUGUGCCGCUUCCGCGCAGGCGCUCGCUCGGACCCAGCGCACCGUAAUUAAGGAAAAAUGAUGGAAGAAAGUGGAAUAGAGACAACUCCGCCUGGAACCCCUCCCCUGAACCCUGCAGGCCUGGCUGCCGCUGCCAUGCCGGCCACUGAGGUUCACUUAGCUACAACCAGUUCCUUCUCAUCUCCCAGUGUGUCCAGGAUGGAGUCUUUGCCACCACACGUGUAUUCCACACCUCAGCCAUCCCUGCCCCCUGUGCAGCCGUCAGCACCGCCUCCUUUUGGGCCACUGCCUCUGGUUCCUUCGGUUCCCCCGAGUGGCACGUCUGUGCCGCCCUCCAUGUCUCCAUCACCUGCCACUGCCUUCAGCAGCCCUCCUUUAUCCCACUUCCCACCGGCGACUUCCGCCCCUGGUGCCCUUUUAUCUGCGCCGCCUUCGGGUCCUCCUAUAUCAGGAUUUUCUGUUGGCACAACGUAUGACAUCACGAGGGGCCACGCUGGGAGGGCUCCCCAGACACCUUUGAUGCCAUCAUUUUCUGCACCUCCAGUUACAGGUAUUUUGCCAGCCCCCAUUACUCAGCAAGCCAGUAUGACAUCUCUGGCACAGGGACCCGGAACCACAUCAGCCAUCACUUUCCCAGAGGAACAGGAAGACCCUAGACUUAGCAGAGGCCAGGACGAUGCACCUGCUGGUGGGAUCUGGGGCUUUAUCAAGGGCGUGGCUGGGAAUCCUAUGGUGAAAUCUGUCCUGGAUAAGACCAAGCAUUCGGUAGAAAGCAUGAUUACAACGCUGGACCCUGGCAUGGCUCCAUAUAUCAAAUCUGGAGGUGAACUGGAUAUUGUUGUAACCUCAAAUAAAGAAGUGAAAGUGGCUGCUGUCCGAGACGCCUUCCAGGAGGUCUUUGGCUUAGCUAUGGUUGUGGGCGAAGCUGGACAGUCCAAUAUCGCCCCUCAGCCAGUGGGCUAUGCAGCUGGAUUAAAGGGUGCCCAGGAGCGCAUCGAUAGCCUGCGGAGGACUGGCGCGAUCCAUGAAAAGCAGACUGCUGUGUCAGUAGAAAACUUCAUCGCUGAGCUGCUGCCCGACAAGUGGUUUGACAUCGGCUGCUUGGUCGUUGAAGAUCCUGUUCAUGGCAUCCGCCUGGAAGCGUUUACUCAGGCCACACCGGUGCCUUUGGAGUUUGUGCAGCAGGCACAAAGCCUGACUCCCCAGGACUACAAUCUGAGGUGGUCAGGUCUCCUGGUGACAGUGGGUGAAGUCCUGGAAAAGAGCUUGCUUAAUGUCAGCCGGACUGAUUGGCACCUGGCUUUCACUGGCAUGUCUCGCCGACAGAUGAUCUACAGCGCAGCCAAGGCUGUGGCGGGCAUGUACAAGCAGCGCCUGCCACCCAGGCCCAUGUGAGACCAGCUGCUGGGACAUGGAGACCUGCCGUCACCUUUGGCUCCGUGUUAGAGGACACUGAGUAACUUCUAUGAAUCCAACAGGUUUUUACAGUUUUCCCGUAGGCUGCAUCCUUGUAAAAGAUUUCUUUUUGUUUCUUUCUUUUUUAAAGUAAAGGCACAGUGUCAUUGUCAUUCCAGUAAAACAAAAGAAAUAGAUCCUCUUUUUAUUGUCCAGAUUUUAUACAUCUUAGUUCUCAAAAGGUACACAAAUAUAUUGACAGCACAAUUCAGUACACCAGGUUUAUAAAGUGGACCUUGUGCUCACGUAUUGGAUGGUAUGUUCUUGGCUCUCCCGGUUUCUCUGCAUGGUGGAGGCUGUGUGUGCCAACUAUCUUGUGAAGGUGUGCUUCCUGUUGUCAUCUGUGUGUGCCCUGGAUCUCAGUCACGCUCAGCAGUGGACCUUACGUGCUUGUGGGAGGGUGGGGGCACACAGUUCCAUGUGCUUUAUAGAGUAUGGGCCAAAUUAAUGGAUAUUGUUUCCCAUGUACAUGUAUAGUUUGGAAGUUACACCUGUUUCUUUUCUAUUCUAAAUUUUGCCAUUUUACAGAUUUAUACUAUUGACAUCCAAAAAUAACGUUUUAUUCUUUUCACUGCAAUAUAAAAACUCAAGGGCAGGCCAUCCAAGUAUCUUUUAGAUCAGAAAUGUUAUUCAUGUUUUUAUUUUAUUAUAUUUUAUUUUUUUGAGAUUUUUGAAUUUUGUGUAUUGGUGUAUGUGUGGCUAUGCACCAUGUGUGUUGUGCCCAGGGCGGCCAGAAGAAGCCAUCAGAGCCCUGGAACCAGAGUCACAGACGGUGGUGAGCUGCCCUGUGGGUGCUUGGGUACCAGCCUGCCUCCUCUAGAAGAGCAGUCAGUGUUCUUCAGCACUGACACAUCUCUCCCGGUGCCUCGUGUUGUUCUUGUGUCAUGGCGUCAGCACUUCCACAAAUCAGCUGUCGUAACAGCUGUUCCUCCUGCGUCCGCUCACAUUCUCCAGACUGUGAGAGGAGUCCACUUCUUUGGGGAUGGUAUACAUUUUCUAAAAUUAAUGUUGCUUCUUUUCUAUUAUUUGAGAACUUCACGCAGUGUAUUCUCAUGACACUUAUCUCCCUCCCCUAACUCUUCCAUCCCCACUGUAUGCUCCCUUCUUGUCCUCGUUUUUUUUUCUUUUUUUUUUUUUAACAGCCUAUCAAGUACAUUCUGUACUGCCGAAAUAGGUGUGAAGCAAAACUGACCAACAAGAGGCCACACCCUUAGAGAACUUGACUGUCCCUUCCUCAGAAGCCAUCAACUGCCUAUAACUCCCCAGUUGUGUGUACUGGGGUGGGGGUGGGGAGAUGUAAGCCCCUCUAUGCUGGGAUGUUGACUGGCUGGAUCUUGGGGAGAUUUAGGGUUAUUUCCUAGUCUGCCUUAGGCACAGCUUGACUUUCUUAACUGUGCCCUUCAUUUCUUACAGAUGUUUUCAAUGGAAUGAUUUUAUAUUUGAUGUUGUUUAUUUAAUCCACUGCAUUUAGCUUUUUCCUUCCUGACGUAAUGUAUUUUACCAUUUGGGGAUUUAUGUAAGAUGAAAUUAAGUAAAUUUUUUUCUUCCUCAGUUGAGCACUAUAUGCAAUUCAAUCUUCCUGAAGACAACUUGAAACAUAAAUGUAGUUCGGCUUUCCUUUCAUUGUUGAUGCAGUUGUGCAGACAUUAGAGUUAGAAGACUGCAGUCAUCCUUCUGAGUCCUUACCUGGGAAGUGUACCUGCCGUGUCACGGUGCUUUUCCUGAAUUAUGUCAUUUCUGCUACUUUUACUUCUGAGGUGGGUGUGUGCUAACCCCAAGCAGGAGAGAAGCACUGCAGUGGCUGCACUGGCCCACCGUAACGCGGCCACGGACUUCUCCUCGCUUCGUGCAUAAGAAGCAGGGUCUUUCUCUACACCUGCUGCUGUGCUGUGAUUUGAAAAACUGUCCUUUGGGUCUAGGGAUGUAGCUCCAUGUCAGGGCCUAAGGUCCAUCUCUAUAAAUACACACACACACACACACACACACACACACACACACAC